Molecule: messenger RNA, 2260 nt
Organism: Onychostoma macrolepis
Lineage: Eukaryota; Metazoa; Chordata; Actinopteri; Cypriniformes; Cyprinidae
Gene: cryabb
Product: crystallin, alpha B, b
Exons: 3
Coding region: 151-660 (169 amino acids)
Biological process (GO): protein refolding; response to heat
Molecular function (GO): protein folding chaperone; structural constituent of eye lens
Source: RefSeq, a predicted model, not a curated record
GGAGGGCCAAAGUGAAAGAGGCAAAGGCAGGCAAACAGUUUACAUCAUUAUUCCAGAAAGAUCUGCCAGGGGCCGUCAGAGUUGCUCUAUUUAAGUGCGCAGGCAGAAGAGACAGCAGUUUUCUGAGUGCUGCUAAGGCCCAGACGCAAAAUGGACAUCGCCAUUCAGCAUCCCUGGUUCCGUCGCUCCUUCUGGCCAUCCGUCUUUCCCAGCCGGAUCUUUGACCAGCACUUUGGGGAUCCCAUCUCUGAGGCCGAAAUGAUUCCCUCGCUGUACUACCCACGACCAUCCAUUUUCCGCUGGCCAAGCUGGGUGGACAGCGGCCUUUCUGAGAUGAAAAUGGAAAAGGACUGUUUCUCACUAAAUCUGGAUGUCAAACACUUUAAACCAGAGGAGCUGUCAGUGAAAAUCAAUGGAGAUUACAUUGAAAUUCAUGCCAAACACGAGGAUCGUCAGGACGAUCACGGUUUUGUCUCACGAGAGUUUCAAAGAAAAUACCGUGUCCCUGCUGGUGUGGAUCCAGCCUCUGUCACUUCCUCCAUGUCUUCUGAUGGCGUUCUGUCAGUGACAGCCCCACGCAAGCACACAGACGGCCCGGAGCGCUCCAUUCCCAUCACCCGUGAUGACAAACCCGCCGUGGCUGGGUCUCAGAAGAAGUAAAGCUGCUAGACUUCCAUGUUUCAAUUAUGUCCCUUGAAUAACUUAUUAGCCCAGUGUUUCCUGACAGGCCAAAACUUAUUUUGUCUUUGCUACAGCGGCUAGAGAAGAAACAGUUAUUAAGUUGAAAACUCCAUCAGUGUCAAACUAACUGUAAACACAAUCUGACGAAAUGAUGAAUGUUACCUAAAAGAGAAAUACAGAGAAAUACACUUUUACAAUAAAGUAUUGUCUUCUGUUGAUGCCACCAAACAAAGGGGCUUUUGUAUAUCGUGCAGCCUUGACAACAAGACAAAGUAUUUGAGUGUAGGAAUAUUUUUCCCUGUCAUUUCUUUUUUUUAACAAAGACAAACAGGCAAAAAUGGGCCAUUGUAUUAAGCUGGAUCAAAUAGCAAAAAAUGCCACAGUCUCUCAUUAUUAAUGGUGACAUUUGCAGAAAAACGGGAACACUUUACAAUAAGGUCCUAUUAGUUACCGUUACUUAAUGCAUGAACUUGCAAUAUAUUUCUUACAGUAUUUAUUAACCUUUGUUAACGUUAAUUAAUAAAAAAUACAACUCCAUUGUUAUUUCAUGCUAGCUCUGGUCCAUUAAAUAUUAUUAACAGACAACUUUUGAUGUUGAAAUUAACAUUAACUAAGAUUAAUAAAUAAUUUUUCAUUGUUAGUUUGUGUUAUAGUUAAAGUUAACAAAUGGCACCUUGCUGUAAAGUGUUUCUUCUGUUAAUGUGUAUUCUGAGUGUGUUAAAAUGAUCUGUUUGAGAUGUCACAAUGGCUAUUGUUUUUGGUUUGAAAAAGUAAGUUUAUUUUGAAUUUAAUGAUGGAUUUGGGACCAGAGGACACAGUGAGGGAAUGUGGAUACAUUCUUAAAAAAGUGAGUAUUUAAGUGUGAAUGUUGAUCCAGCUUUUGAUUGGUUAAUGACACAUUUAUGCACUGCAUUGCUUCAUACUAUACUUUCGCCACUGUAUUUACAUGACAAUAGCAGCACCAGGGCUUUAAAACCCAAGGUUAAAGGGGGCUAUUUAUGAUAAACAUAAACGGUUAAACGGAAUUAAACGGUUAACUGUUAAUUCAUGGUUAAGCAGCAUGAAUAGCAGGUGCUGUUUACACGGUGGUACGGUUAAAAAAAACUGGUGUUACUGCAACAAUUAAUGAAAAUUAAAGCAUAUUAAAGCAAGUUUAUUCAUGCAAGCAUGGUGUAUAGGUCAAAUGACUCCCAUGAGAUUUACCAAAUAAUAUUUGAAUGUUAUUUUUGAGAGUGAGAUGUGAGCUGAGAUGUUUGUGCAUGUGAAUAAGUGCCAAGAAUUUUAUACUGUUUGCAAUCAUUGAAACUAUUUGGUAUCUUAGCAAUGGCUCACUUAUUCAACAAUGGUAAAGCUGCUAAUAUCAAACUCGAUCAGUCAUUUUUUGAUAUGGAAAAGCAACAUAAGCAGGUUCUGACAGAGAUGUAGGAAAAAUAUUCUUAUUUCCUCAUAUUUAUGUCACUACACUUCAGCAAAGGCCUAAUCUACUGCAUUAUCCCCACUAUAGAGGUGUUAGUGAGAAGGAGCACUUCAAAACAUGGCUUUGUACUGUCCACUGCUUACAUUCCUCAUUAAUCACAGC